CUGAACAUAUCCCUUCUCUCUCUAUAUAUGGGAAAGCAUUGAAAGGAGAAUACUAAGACGGGAAACGCAUAGAAUCAGCAAUAAACAGAUCUUCCAUGAAAGAUACCUUCAAAAAGAUUGCGUUUUCAGUCCAUACUCUUCAAAAGAACACAAAAAUAUUGUUUUAGCUCAGCCUAUUUUAUCAGUCUAUGACCUGUUUCUAGAGAGAGAAAGUCCACGAGAGGGAGAGGGAGAGGGAGAGAGAUGUUGGAAGUAAGAGAAAGGUAUUGUUGUUUUCCACGAGAGGUACUCGGUGUGAAUGUGGGUCUUGCUUGUGUUGAUGGCAUUAUUGCGAUUCUUGCUUUCUCUCAGCUAAUAAGGAUCCAUUCAAGGAAUUCACAACUUGGUUGGACUCGACAAAAAGUGUUUCAUCUAUUGAUUGCCUCUUCUAAUACAGGUUACUUUGUCUUUUUCCUCACUACUAUAAUUACUAUCUGUAAGAGAUGGCAAUGCUGGUCACAUUCUUGUGGCUUUAUCUUCAUGGCCUUACCAAAAAUUCUGUCUUUUGCGGCAUUUCUUCUACUUUUAUCCUUCUGGGUUGACCUUCACCAUCAGGCAGAUGAUGAGGAUUGUGAAGAGGAAGACUUUAGUUUUCAUGAAGCUUUGUUGGAAAUGAGAUUAGAUGAUCCAACUUCAGCACAUGCAGAUAGUCAAAGAAUAUGUUUACCUUUUCGGUCAAUCCGUGUGGGAAGCCGUCAAAAAAUUGUAAUUUGGGUCACUGCCCUAGUAUUUAUUUUGACGAUAGCAUUUGCUGUGUUAAUGUGGAUUGGGAUGGGAAAUGAUUUUAUUGAUUCACCAUCAUUGGCCACGGCAUAUGUAGAUGUUUUUGCUAUAGCUUUGCUAUUAUUGGGAGGAGCAUUAGCAUGUUAUGGACUUCUAAUAUGCGCGAAAAUGAGAAGAGUUAGAUCUGAGAGAGCUGCAUCAGAAAUGUGGAAGGUUGCAGGUUUGGCAGUUGUCUCAGUUAUAUGUUUCACUUCAAGUGCGUUUGUUGCUCUUUUUACUCAGAUUCCAAUCCUCUAUCACUGCCAAAAACUUGACUAUAAUGGUCUUGUUACUUCUCUUCUACUGAUUUUAUAUUAUUUUAUAGGUUCCUCAGUACCCUCAGCAUUUAUACUAUGGAUUAUGAGAGAAUUACCACCAGCUAUAGUGCCUGAUGUACAUGAAGAGUCGAGAACAAUUGCUUACAUCACUGAUACUUCUGUAGUUGCACAUAUUCCUCAGCGUUGGACUACUGCAACAAGCUUGCAGAAUCAGAUGACUGUAUAGGACAGAUAUAAGGGAUAGUGACUUCAGCUUUGUAAGUGCAGAUAUCAAGAGGCAGCCCUAUAUAAUUGCAUUAACCAUGACCCGGUGACUUUCGUCUUGUCUGGCUGCUAAAUCUGAAGCUUGCUGGAAUUAACAAUUUUGACAAAGAAGACGUGAACUAUGAGUCUUGAAGAAGCUGCUGACACGAAGAUGCGAUACAGCCGUAAGGUUGCCAUCGCCAUGUUAGACAUUUAGGGCGUGUAUAUACCAACAAAUGCUAAAUAGGGGAUAUCUCCCCUUCAUUUCUUCAUUCACAAAAACUUCGUUGAUGCAUUGUUCAGCAUAGGGUGUUCUUACAUGAUUUUGAAUUUUUGGCUGAUACGAAGUGAUCAUGUGGGUUUUUCCAUUUGUUAACUUGAUUGUUAUCGAACUACUCAUUUAUCUUUUA
This is a messenger RNA of Hevea brasiliensis (rubber tree), 1732 nucleotides long. RefSeq names its product tobamovirus multiplication protein 1. The record is from RefSeq and is a predicted model, not a curated record. NCBI's taxonomy places the organism in Eukaryota, Viridiplantae, Streptophyta, Magnoliopsida, Malpighiales, Euphorbiaceae. The transcript is spliced from 13 exons. Bases 244 to 1305 code for a protein of 353 amino acids.